Molecule: messenger RNA, 1467 nt
Organism: Malassezia japonica
Lineage: Eukaryota; Fungi; Basidiomycota; Malasseziomycetes; Malasseziales; Malasseziaceae
Exons: 3
Coding region: 1-1467 (488 amino acids)
Biological process (GO): lipid modification; glycerophospholipid biosynthetic process
Cellular component (GO): membrane; endoplasmic reticulum
Molecular function (GO): 1-acylglycerol-3-phosphate O-acyltransferase activity; 1-acylglycerophosphocholine O-acyltransferase activity
Source: RefSeq, a predicted model, not a curated record
AUGAUCGACUACGUUUUCCAUUCGCUGUCGUCGCAGUACGGCAUCCCGUCCGACUAUCUAAAGUUGGCGGCAUGUCUGUUUGUGUCAUAUGCGUUGAGUCCGCUGCUGCCACUGCUGCCGUCAGCGUCGCUCCGUCAUCUGAUGAAUAUUAGCUUGUCGAUGUUUUUCCUGGUCAGCGUCAUGAAGCUGUACAGCGGCACGGCGCAGCUCGUUGCGACCUCGCUCGUUGUAUACGGUAUUGUCAAGUUCCGCAUUGGUGGCAAAAACAUGCCGUGGGUCGCCUUCAUCUUCGAGAUGGCCCAUAUGCUCUUUACACACCUCGCGCGCCAGCUGAACAAUGUGCCGUUGACCACAAUCGAGAUCUCGGCGAUGCACAUGGUUCUGUGCAUGAACCUCACCGCGUUCGCAUGGGAGUGCUACGACGGCCAAAUGCGCACAGUCGACGAGUGCGACGAGGCGCAGCGAAAAGACCGCAUCACCGAGAUGCCUUCGCUCCUUGCCUUUUUCGGAUACUGCUUCUAUUUCCCUGGUGUGCUGGUCGGCCCCUCGACGCGCUUCGAGGACUACAACCGGUGGGCGAAAGGAGAACUGUACCUCCCGUCCAAGACGCCUCCGCCGGGCCGGCUGUGGUACUCGCUCAAGGAUGUCGCCUUUGGCGUGCUGUGCCUCGGCCUGCAGGCGCUCACCAUGGACAAACUUAGCUACGCUCGUCUCGCCAAUGCGGCCGACCCGAUCCAAAAGACCUCGCUGCUGAACCGCAUCUGGUUCGUCCAGCUGUGUGGGCUCGGCGCGCGUUUCCGUUACUAUGGCAUUUGGAGUCUGUCGAACGCGGCGUGUGUCCUCUCGGGCCUCGGCUACAACGGCAUGAGCUCCGAGACAAACACGGCGCUCUGGACGCGCUGCAAGAACGUGUUUGUGAUCCGCAUCGAGUUUGCCAACAACUGGAAGGAGCUCAUGGACUCGUGGAACGCCAACACGAACGUGUGGUUGCGCAACAAUGUGUACAAGCGCAUAGUUAUCCCUGGCAAGCGCCCCGGUUUCAAGAGCACGAUGACGACCUUUAUGGUGAGCGCCUUUUGGCACGGCAUCUCGCCGGGCUACUACCUGACGUUUUUGCUUGGCGGCCUGUACCUGUAUGUCGCGCGCCUCCUGCGCCACAGCCUGCGCCCCGUCUUUUUCGCCAACACACGGACGCCGAACCCGACGCUGUUUACGCUCGACAAAUACACAGUUUCUCAGGUUCUCUACUCGCUCGCAUCGGUGAUGGUCGUCCAGAUGUCGGUCAACUUUGCCGCCCUCUCGUUCCUGGUGCUCUCUGCCAAGGCCUCGGUGCGGGCUUGGGCGAAUGCAGGCUACUACGGCAUCAUCCUGCUCGUCGUGCCCAUCAUUGCCUUCCAGCUCGGCCUCGGCAAGGCGCUCAAGCGAUUCCACCAAGCUCCGGAGGCGAUCCCCAAGAAGAAGAACUAA